Molecule: messenger RNA, 1361 nt
Organism: Penicilliopsis zonata CBS 506.65
Lineage: Eukaryota; Fungi; Ascomycota; Eurotiomycetes; Eurotiales; Aspergillaceae
Exons: 5
Coding region: 146-919 (257 amino acids)
Source: RefSeq, a predicted model, not a curated record
CACCAGCCAACCAACACACUAUACUUGGGGGAAUUCUUCUCAGUUGUGUUAUCUAUCAUUUCUUUAUUUGUUUAUUUAUUUAUUUUCAUUUCUUCGUCUUCGUCUUUUUAGCAAUCAAGUCUCAGUACCACCCAUUCUCUCCAAAAUGCCGCCCAAACGAAAACGCGCCGAGCAACCCCAAGACCAGAGCCCCGACACCUCGAGCUCGAAGCGAUUUGCGUUCCUCAAACCGCAGGUCCGAAACGUCCCUGAGCGGACGAUAAAGUCCAAAUGGACGACGCUGCCUGAGCCGGCGCAGGAGAAAGUCCGCGAUAUCUUCCGCACGCUCGAACGACCAGUGAUUGUGCGACAUGGCAAUGAGCGGAAACGCAUCGAGGCGCAGGCGGCUGUCCAGGCGGUAGUCAGAAAUCUUGGUAGACGGUUGACUCGAAUUCCGUUUCCUCCCGCGACGAAAGAAUCGAACUUUGAGUAUGAGACCGCGUUGGAUGAGCAUCGAUCAUUAGAGGAUCACCUUGGUACCGUGACUGAUAGUAUUGAUCUGCUUAAGGCUCAGAUUGCAAAAGAGGAGGCCCUGUUGGCUAGGGAGAACAAGCAGCUGGAGGAAUUGAGGAAGAAUGCCAAGGCAGCGGAGACGGAAAGGAAGAGACAACUGAAAAAUGAACAUCCGAUAAUCCAGCAGCUUGGCAGUCUGCCUCCAGGUCAGCCGUCUGGUCGGACAGAAGUCAAAUUUUCCGAGACCAAAGACCUCCUGGCUGACCUAUCAGACCUUGACGCCGAUGCCGACGUUCUCAAUCUGCUCAAACAAAUCAAUGGCCAUCUGCAAUCACUGCAAACCAAUACCGCCCCUCUCGAUGGCCUCAGUGACGCGAUCACUCGGUCGCAGGCAGCGCUGAGCCUAUUCUCGGCGUCUGAAGGCUGAACGGCUUCGUUGUUUGAGUCUCAUGAGACAUUUCAGAUCAACUUUGAACCUCGCAUUACAAAACAGCGAUACAACAGUCCAAGGAUACAGUUCCGAGAGACCGCCAUAGUACAUCGCAAUGAUGACAAUGAAACAAUUGAACUAGCUUCGACCCCUUCCAGGCCUACGGGAAACGAUCCGGCUCUGGCGUCCACAGGUAUGAAUGCAAACGUCGUUGCUGCCGUAACAGCUGAGCAUAGAAUACGGCAUUUACAAACAGGAUGGUCGUGUGAAUUGGAAUAGCUUGCUAAGUGCGACACUCCAAAAGAAGCCUCCAGAGUAGCACUCUGCAGAUACAAGCCUGUCUUCGAUAAUUCUAUGAACCUUCCUGGAAGCGUCUGUAGAUAUGUGUUAGUCUAAUCACUAGAGAUAACUAUUUAUUCAGGGGAUCUUAGUAAUGCUG